Messenger RNA from Vicia faba (fava bean), 369 nucleotides. NCBI's taxonomy places the organism in Eukaryota, Viridiplantae, Streptophyta, Magnoliopsida, Fabales, Fabaceae. The record is from the annotation of a GenBank genome assembly.
AUGCCUCAGGUGUUACCUUUGCUUUCCCUUGGGCCUAUGAUGCCUCGGGUACCACAUUUUUCUCCUGAGCAUGGCGGAGUUGGUCGUCGACCGCCACUAACUGAAGCAAAAAUAAAAGGAUUUAAAAUGGAAUUGGCAGACAGAGCAGUUGGAUUCCUAUUGUCCAUUAUAAGCUUAUCAAUUUUCACUUAUUAUACUUUCUGGGUUAUCAUCCUGCCAUUUGUAGACGGUGAUCAUUUCGUGCACAAGUAUUUCUUGCCUCAAGAAUAUGCCAUAUUAAUACCAGUUUCUGCUUGUGUGGCUCUUCUUUGCCUAUUAUGCAUAUUUAUUGGGUUCGUGAUGCUCAAAUCCAAGAAGAAGAAGGCAUAA